This is a messenger RNA of Anneissia japonica, 6984 nucleotides long. RefSeq lists its product as uncharacterized. Bases 1875 to 4775 code for a protein of 966 amino acids. NCBI's taxonomy places the organism in Eukaryota, Metazoa, Echinodermata, Crinoidea, Comatulida, Comatulidae. The record is from RefSeq and is a predicted model, not a curated record. The transcript is spliced from 2 exons.
AUAUUGAGGGGAUAUAUCCCCCAUCCCCCCGGGAUCUACGCCUAUGGUCUCAACUGAUGUUUGUAACAGUCCAAGAACAUCACAGAUUCAAUGUAAACUUUAUCAUUAAGAUUUUAGAUAAAAUUUGAGCUGAAAAAAAUCACCACAUCUAGCUACGUUUAGACUUAGAACAUGCUGUAGGCUGCUUCAGUCACAGUCUGUUGUUACAGGGAUUUCGGUCCCAAUCGAAUUAUUUCUCCCCUCUGAUCCUAACGUACAUAGUAAAUUUAGGGUGCUCUCCUGGUCAAAUUCCUUAACAAGUGAUGGCCGAAAUACAGCAAUAGAGUUAUCGAAUAGCUUUCUUUCUGUAACUGAAUAUAUAUUCUAUAACUAUUUCAUGAAGGACUAUAAAACAUAGUUAAGCGAUCUUUAAUUGAUUGAUGACUGGUAUUCACGUACACUUUAUAAUAACGGACGUUGUAGGCCUAUAUCGUAUAUAAUAGCUAAGUGGUUAAGAUGCUUGCCUUCUUAUCCCAGGGUGUUUCUGUAGUAAUGGAGAUCUGCGAUUAGAAUGCAAACCUCUUAACCCCUAGCUAUUACAUUCCACUUAUGAACAAUUGUAAAGCAGGCAUAACUCCUUUAUUUACAUGGGAAUACUUGAAGGAAAUAAAUACCGGUACAUAACCAAGGGUCUUUGUUUUAUAAACACCCAAUCUAAGUGUCUACAGAGUGAAGACAAAGAUCCCAAAAACGAAAACCGUAAAAAUAACUCAUUAACAUUGUAAAUCACCGCUACAAUGAGGGAGAUAGGUUUCGCUUCGUGCCUGGUAGAAGUUAUUAUUCUACUUAGAAUGUAUUAAGUAUAUUGAAUUGAUUUUUUCUAAACUUUCUCAGAAACGUGUAAGUUACGAUCUAUACAACCACAGUUAUAGAAGUAUCAGUUUCGUUUGUUCGUUAGACCAGGAUUGCUACACAAUAUACAUAUUAACCUACAGUAUAUAAGUAGGUAUGUUUGCAUUUCAAUCCAUAACGUCCAUGGAUAAUACUUACUGUACAUGGUUCAACUAAAUGCUGGCCAAGUUUGCAUGACGAUAAGUGGAUAUACCCAAUACAAUUGUUUGCACUUUAACCUCUGCAUAACAAUUGUGGUAGUUUAACACAUUGUGUGUGUUUUCUUUACUUCGAGUGAUAACAGCUUUGUGUAGUGCUGGUCUGAAAAUAUCUAUUUCAAAUGGUGUAUGCAUUAGUGACGAAAACUACGAUUUAAAUUUAGCCAUCAAAUGCAAAUUUGCGUCUGACCAUCGACCUGACCAUGGAUAAUAAUAUUAUCAUUGUACAUGGUACAAUUGACACAAAUGCUGAAAAAAUGGUGUUAAAACAAAUCUUUUUGAUUACACGUUGUAUUGACAUAACGCGUCAACUCCAACUUGCGUGACGAAGAGUGGAUUACAUCCAAUACAAUUUUUUGCACUUUCACCUAUAACAUUGUGGCAAGUGAUAUUUGUUGUCUUUGUUGUCAGUGGUAGCGCUGUCACAUAAGAAUCUGAAGCGGAGAAUACUUGUCUUUGUUAUGAUAAUUUAUGAUCCUACUUCUAUAACAGAUUUGUGUAGUACUGGGCUGAAAAUAGGAAUUUUGAUGUGUGUAUACGUUAGUGGCGAAAACUACGAUUCAAAGUUAGCCGCCAAAUACACAUUUUCGCCUAACUAUCGCCUAAGAAGUCUACUACAGAACCAGUGUAUAACGAUGAGGAUGAAGACCUGUGAUAUAGUGACCUAUUCAUUUCAAUACUGCAACAGAUGAGGGUGAUUUUUACGUAGACUUAAGCGGCAUAUAUAAAUCCAAUGAAAUAUUUGGAAACAGAGUUCGAUAGAAAUAGCAAGUUAUUAUUGAGAAGAUGAAUACAAAAGCAGCAAGCUAUCUGCGGGGCUUCUACUCAUUUGAACGUAGUUUCAAUUUGCGUGUACUGGUGGACGAUAAAGAGAUCAAAACAGCCUAUGAAGAAGCAAAGAUUAAAGGGAGACUUCCUUUUAACAGGUCUAAAAUCCUCAUUUUAGGAGAUCACGCUGCAGGAAAAACAUCCACAUGCAGACGAUUGCAAGGAAAAGAUUUUCGAAAGGAUGAAUCUAGCACCGAAGGAAUCGAAACAAAUACUGUCAAAGCAAAAGUUAGUGAUGUUAAUAGUAAGUGGUGCGAAGUAUCAAACACACCACUGGAAGAUUAUGAAAGUUCAGCAGCAUGGUGGGCAGUAUCGCACGUGCGCAAGACAACCAAGAGUGGAAUGUCUAAAACUGACGAGAAACAUUGGACCAUCGUUGAAGAUGUAAUUUAUCAGGGAUUCCAGCUUUUACCAAUCCUCUUUAUUUUUAUGAUCAGAGGUUUGACCUUUGGCUUUGGGGUAGUUGCAUGGGUCUACAUUAUUAGUUUGAUGUCAUUAUUUGACGUUCACACUGCGUACCGUUUUGGUUCCGGAUACGCUAUAGCAAUGGUGAUUGUUGAUGGCGCUACGUACUUAACCGAUUUUGACCAAGAUUUACAAGGUAUCAAACUGGAUGAGUUGGUAAAUAUUAUUAUAACAAUGAUGUUGUAUGGAGUCUUUAGUAUUAUAACUGGUUUUAUGAUUGGCGGUGGUGGUCGGACCGGUGUAUGUGUAGCACUUUGCUUUAUGGUUCAUCCACUACAAGAAGAAUUACCAUACAAAAACUUAACAACUGAGAGGUUCAUUAAGAUAGUACAAAAUGCAUCUUUAGAAGUGUGGCUUUCCGUGAUAGGAUUUUUUUCAGUUGUAAUAUUCAGGUAUGUUCACUUUAAAUAUUUGCAGUUGAGCUGGAUGAAUCGUGUAUUUGUAACAUUAAUUGUUAUUUUCAAAGUAGCUCUUGGAAUGCUAUACAUGGAAGCGUAUUCCUUACGGUUACUCAUGUAUUUUAUUACCGUAGUGAGUAUCAUAUUGAUGUGUGCAGGUAAUUUGAUUGGAAGGAAAUGUUCUGCAUAUUGGUACAUACCUGAAAGCUAUAUUAUCAAGAAAACAAUCGGUUUUAUUUUCGGAAUAUGCAUGGCAAGAAUUGUAGGAUGGGAAUUCAUAGACUUAGGAGUUCUAAAUUUAGCCGACCAUCAACAGACAUCCAUCCAACCUCAUUUGUUCUCUGCAUUGCUAUUUAUCGUCCCAUUAAUAUUAUUCAUUGUGUAUGAAUGUUCAGCUUACCUGAAAGUCAGGCAUACUCUUUCUGUACCGCUAAAGCAUAUCUGCCAAUCCAUGAAGGCAAAUAUUCGUGAAGAAUCAUAUUUGGAUGCUAGACUCAGCUUAUGGGACUUUGCCGGACAAGAUAUGUACUAUAAUACACAUCAUCUGUUUAUGCCAAAGCAGGGUGUAUAUCUGGUUGUUUUUAAUGCCGUUGAAGCGGUUAUAAAUCCUGCAAAACAACUCAAACGACUACAUUUCUGGUUGCAAUCAAUUGCUAUGCACGCAGAAGUUGAGAAUGUGGUAGUCCUGCUUAUAGGAACAAGAAGAGAAAGUGUUCGUGACAUGAAUGCUCUAUCGGAUUUCUCAAGAUUAGCAAAAGCACAUCUUUACAAACGUUUCUCUAAGUUGAUCACGUUUCAUCCAAUUGGAAGUAUUUUCUUUUACGUUGAAAACGCACUGAGCACAGACAAAGAAAUUAACACGAUACGAGAAGUAAUCUACAACGAGAUUAAAAAUAUGACGUAUUUUCAGACUUAUUUUUCAGUAAAAUAUCUUUUAUUCAAUGAAACAUUGAAUAGAUUUCGGCAACAAAUUUCCUUUAUAACGAGGCUGGAUAUCAUUUUUGAGGAAGCAAAAUCCACUUGUAACAUCAUGACAGAGGAUGAAUUGCGUCAGUUCCUAAACUUUUUCGACAGAUCUGGUGAUAUCAUAUACAAAGAAGGAGAUGAAAUGCUUCGAAACUACGUCAUAUGUGAGCCUCAGAGGCUGGUUGAUAUUUUGCAACACUUGGUGAAUGUACCUGAACCUCACAAUAGAAAUCGGGCAGUAGCUGACUACUGGCAGAGACUGCAAGACACAGGAAUCGUUGACAGCCGUUUACUCGAGCAUAUCUGUCGCGAGCAGGGAAUUUGGAGACUGUACCCUUAUGUUAUUCGUUUCUUAGUGGGAACAAAUCUACUUUUCCCUCUUUUUAUAACAGAUGAAAUCGAUCAAGUGGGCAUAUUUUGUCUUUCGUGUCGACUGCCAAAGAUUACAAUGAUGUCAACUAUCUGGAACAGUAAGGACAAGUCGCAAGAUAUAUUUUAUUUUGACUUUGGGGAAAUUCCUACCGAAUUGAUAUUUCUACGUCUUAUUGCUAAAUGUUGUAAAGAGUUUAAUUUCGAUAACAUUUACUAUAAUGCGGCACGAUUCAGGACCAGUAAAUUAUGUUUAUUUGUAAUCAACAUGCAAGUCAUAGUUGGAGCCUGGAAUUCAUACGACCGAAAUCUUAUCAAAGUAUCUAUACUUAAUGAAGACGAAGCCCAAGUAAUAAAUGUCUUACAAAAAAUGAUUACUUUUACUGAGGAGAUAAUUGAUCGAGAUUUUAAUCCAAAAUACUUUAAGGAAAAUUAUAUUUUUGGGCCUGUAUGUGAAAGAUGUAGUUCUUUCGAUGACACAAUGUGUUUGGUGAACAUCAUAACGCAUGGCAACGACGCCAAUAUGUUUGAUUGCUACCGACCAGAUCAUUACCAUAGGGUUUCAUUUGAGCCAAAGGUACGAUUUGACAAAUAUUGCUUUUAUCUAAGUAAUAAUUCGAUUGAUCUUUUUAUUAAUAUAUGUGUAAUCACAGGCCCGUAGCCAGGUCCUUCCAAGGGGGUGAGGGAGGGGGUUUCUGGGCGUGAGGUCCCGGUGGAGUCGGCAAAACCCCCAAAGCAAGAGGAUUUUUAUGCUUUAUGGGUCUAAAUAUAAUGCUAUAAAAGCAGAUAUGUUUGAAAACGUCUGUAUCUGGGUGGGUCUGCAGUGCAUUAGUUGGGUUGGAGGACUUAUUUGGGAAAUAUAAAGAGGGGGGUUCGCCAUAAAAGAAGGGGUAUGCUAGAAAAGGGGGGUUUUUCCGAACCAUAACUCCCUCCCCCCUCCCCCCCCGGAUACGGGCAUGAGUCAUUCUCGUAAUUUGUCAAUUCAUUGUCAGGGUCAGGGUCCUCAGUUCGCCUUGACAUUAUGUGAUGGGUGAAACUUGAAAUUAGCAUAUGAAAUAAAUUAUCUCGGUAAUGGAUAUACUAACGAACUGUAUUUUUGUUUCUUUUACAGCUCAAUUUAACUUGUAGCCGUUAGAUGAGGAAGCAAGUCAGCUAAUGUUUGUAACGGUCACAGAGACAAUGUAAAUUUUCUUAUUAAAAUUCAGUGGCGGAUCUAGGAUUUAGAAAUAAAGGGGGCCAUGGAGGGACUUUGGCAGAUAGUGGGUUUAUAUUACCUCAGCCCCACCAUGGUUGGGGUUUUAAGGUAAGCAAAUUUAUGAUUAUGGCGCCUCUAGAUGGCCGGAAAUAGCACUCUCAAACCUAUAUUUGAAUAUAUAAUUUUUCUCAUUUUUUUUUAAUGAAGGGGGUGGGGCGGUCCGGCUUCCCCCUCCCCAAUUUUGAAUCCGCCACUGAGAUUUUAAAUAAAAUGUUUAUCUUUUUAACUUGAACUGCAAAAAAAAAUCGUCACAUACUACUAGCAACAUUUACCAUUUAGCACCAGGUUAAUUCCUGCUUUAGUCUUGCGCCAAGUGUCACAUGGACUUCCUCCGUCUGUUCCUGUGUUCGUAAAUUCGGGGAACUCUCCAGGUCAAAAUGCUUUAAAAUAGUGAUGUCCGAAAUCUUUGUAAAAUCGUUUGCCCAAGGAAAACGAUCCCUCCAAGGGGCUGAAUUUACUAUGAAUUUAGGUUGAACAGCUCAGGGAGAGGGAUACUUUUCUGGGUUUUCGUGUGACACUGGCGUGAAUACGUCAGGUGUGUAAUAUUAAUAUUAUUAUUACUAUUGUUAUUAAUAUUGUCAUUUUUUGAGGACGAUAAUGAUAAUGACGACAAUAAUGACUCACGUCCAUGAGUACACGAAGAAGUCGAACCUUUCGGAAAAUAAUUUGAUCGCAAUUCAUUGUUCGUUUUUUUUCCCAUUACAUUAAUUAAUACAGUAAUAAAGGCUCAAUCAAAUAACUUGUUGCUUUCUCUAUAAAACCAAAAUAUUCUAUAAAUAUUUCAUAUUAGGACUACAUAGAUAUUAAAUACAUAAUAAUGCGAUUCUUAAUUUGUUUGCUGUAUACUGGUAUUCAUGCACACGGUUGAAUAGCGUUGUAUCGUAUACAUAUUUGAUCAAGGACUUUCGUGUUUUGAUGGAAUAGAUACUCUCUCUAAAUAAUAAAUAUGAAGUCUAAAGAUACAAUCUACGUAUUUUUAUUUCAGUUGUUUUCAAUGAAUAGUAAGCUUUCCAAGUUUCCCACACUACUCCAUCAUUCUCCCAUGAAGUCUCCUACGAGAGAACAGAAAAUAUUUGGAAAAAUAUAACAUCCUUAAUUUGGCGUAAGUUCUGUGCCUACCUUUGUAAAUGACACCCUACUUUAAAGGCAUAUCACUUCGUGAGUAGGCCCCUUUUUAAGCGAGACUGUGAUAAUUGAGGAUAAUAUUAUUAUCUUAUUCCUUACUAUAGGCCUACUAUUACUAUGACUAACUAUGGUCAAUGCUGAAUUCCUUUAAACUACCUUUAAAACCGUUUAAAGGAAAUUUGACAAAUGAACUGGUCUAGUAUACUGGAAAAUUACCUGCGAUUUACUGUGUACUUUGACAUGUUUUGAGACUUUUAUAUAGGCCUAUGCAUAUUAGAAAGCAGAAUUUUUUAGCAAAAUCAGAUUCUUUACAAUUUACUACCAAUCUGAAGCAACAGUAACAAAUUCAAGUGUUAUAAAAAGUGUUGGAUUUUUAACAAGGCAGACGUUCAGUUCAAAUUUGACGCGGAAGUACCAGUUUAAAUCUGACAAAGAUAUUCAACUGCUCAGAAUUGUAAAACUGGCUGAAAGUGUAUUCAAAGCUUGAAUA